AUGCCGUCUUCUCUGAGUGAACCAGUGAAGCUCCCUUGCGGAGUAGUCUUUUCAAACCGUCUAGUGAAGGCUGCAAUGGCGGAAUUGUUAGCCGGAUGCCAGCAUACGCCCAAUCCGGAUUUGACCGAAGUGUAUAACCAGUGGGGUCAAGGGGGAUGGGGAGGUGUUCUGACCGGUAACGUCCAAGUCGAUGUCAACCAUCUAGGAACCCCAUUCGACCCUGCCCUCCCCGCCGAAUAUACCGGGGUAGAGAACAAUGCGACACUGGUGGAAGCUUGGAGCAAGAUUGCCCAUGCCUGUCAACAGCAUGGAACCCCAUCCAUUGUUCAGAUCUGCCAUCCAGGCCGACAGUCGUUUCGAAUCGCUGGCAAUCGAGGCAUUUUCGCUUCCACAAUUGCCCCCAGUGCCGUUCCUCUAGUAAUGGGCGAUGGUCUGAUCGAGCGAAUUAUCAGUUGGAUUACUUUCCCGCCGCCGCGAGAGAUGACACAGGCGGAUAUUGACUCCGUGACGCGACUGUUUGUCGAUACCGCUCGGUUGAUGGCUGAUAGUGGUUUCUCGGGGGUGCAAUUGCAUGGUGCACAUGGGUAUUUAAUCGAUCAAUUUUUGAAUCCCAAGACAAACCAUCGAACCGACGCUUACGGCGGAUCGGCUGAGAAGCGCGCCAAAUUCAUCCUGGACAUCAUCGCUGCGAUCCGCGAAACCGUCUCGUCUAGUUUCUGCAUCGGCGCCAAGCUCAACUCAGCCGAUCACAACUCCGCCUCAUUCGAAGACACCAUGACUCAGAUCGGCCUUCUCGUAGACGCAGGUAUCGACUUCCUCGAGGUCAGCGGAGGGAACUACAAGGAUCCCAGAAUGAUGGGCAACCACUCAACCCCAACAACACAAACACCAGAGAAGAAAUCCGCCCGCACUGCAGCCAGAGAAGCCUUCUUCCUUGAAUUCGCCACGGAAACUCGUAAACGAUUCCCCUCUCUCGUCCUCAUGCUCACAGGGGGGUUCCGCACGCGCGCAGGAGCCGAAGCUGCAAUCGCCCAGGACGCAUGCGACCUGGUCGGCAUCGGACGUCCGGCGGCUAUUGACACCCGUUUUCCACAGUUGUUGCUGGAUGAGAGCCUGCAAGAUGAAGAGGCACAGAUGCAGUUAGGGAAGGUCCCUGCUCCGUUUUAUACAAGGCUUGUUCCGGUGAAAGGGGUGGGGGCGGGAUUGGAAACCAGGGUUUACUGA
Molecule: messenger RNA, 1224 nt
Organism: Aspergillus tanneri
Lineage: Eukaryota; Fungi; Ascomycota; Eurotiomycetes; Eurotiales; Aspergillaceae
Exons: 7
Coding region: 1-1224 (407 amino acids)
Molecular function (GO): oxidoreductase activity; FMN binding
Source: RefSeq, a predicted model, not a curated record